This is a messenger RNA of Aedes albopictus (Asian tiger mosquito), 5433 nucleotides long. RefSeq lists its product as uncharacterized. Gene Ontology annotation, molecular function: nucleic acid binding. The transcript has 5 exons. The coding region runs from base 1 to 5433 and encodes 1810 amino acids. The record is from RefSeq and is a predicted model, not a curated record. NCBI's taxonomy places the organism in Eukaryota, Metazoa, Arthropoda, Insecta, Diptera, Culicidae.
AUGAACGAGAAGCUAGAACGUGAAAAGGAAUACUUGGCACGGAAGCAUGAGCUGCUUCGCCAGCAGGAUGAAGAUGCGGCAAGCAUACAGAGCAGCAGAAGCGGUCGAAGCCAAGCAAGUAGUCGGCAGAAAGUGGAGGCCUGGUUCAACCAACAGCUGAUGUCCGUCGACUCGUCGGAUAAUGCUUCAAACCAGCGACAAAAACUCUCAGGCCAAACGGCAGGACCAGUAGGUUCGUCCACUCCUAUGGAAACCAGCAGAAUCAUCGAUGAAGGCCUUCUGCGAGCGCAUUCCGACACUAAACAGAAUGUUGGCUCGAUUCCUCGUACUACAGACAGUAUUUCGAUCGGAGAUAGCCCGGGUGUCGAAGACGAUGUAAAUCCACCGAACGCUGCGAAGCAGUCGAAGGUACAGAGCCUGCCGCUAGUAAACAUCCAACCCUACGUUAAAAUUCUGGACGAGGCUAACCCUAUGACCUCCGAGACCGCCCUGACGAAUACAGGCUAUCCACCGAGAAUCAUUCCAAAGCUGAUGGGAAACCCUUUACCGUACACGGCAUGGCAACGGGAAACGAGUGAGAUGCGGAAGCAGCAUUUACGUGAACACCAAUGCCCUGAAAGAGAGGCAGAGUUGCGGCAAAGUGAGCAACGGGAACAGGAAUUGAUCCACCUUUUGAAGCGAUCGGAGGAACAGCGUGAGCAGGACAGGCAACGUCUGCAAGAAAUCGAGGAAAUACUGAAGAAACAACAUGAUGUCGAAGCACAGCAUCAGAAGGAGAACUACGUUCGAAGGAGGCGAGAAUUGGAGUUGGUCAACCGACUGAAGCUUUUCGAGCAGGAGUAUGCCCAGGAGAAAGCGAAGCGGGACGAGGAAAAACAAAAAUAUCUUGCUAAAGAACAACAGUUAAUCGAACAGUUGGAGAAUCUGCGCCUUAGUUGCGAGCAAUAUCCAGCGGCGGAACAGCACCCAGCGGCCGAGCAGAAUUCAGUUGCGGAAAGGUGCUCAGCAGCUGAACAGCGCCCAGCGGCGGAUCAAAGCUCUGAUGCGGAACAUCACCCAGCGACGACCAAGCGUACACCGACGGAAAGUCUUGGGAACAUCUCAGGAAUAAUUCAGCGAGGCGUAGCAGUAAGUACUAACCCACCAACGGCUGCGCCGGUUCUGGGUCCGACUUCACAACAACUGGCCGCAAGACAAGUCAUUUCUAGAGAGCUUCCGGUAUUCAGUGGUGACCCCAUCGAAUGGCCACUUUUCAUUAGUAGCUACAAUCAUUCCACAGCGGCGUGUGGCUACACCGAGUCUGAAAAUCUGCUACGGUUGCAAAGAUCGUUGAAGGGAGUCGCCAAGGACGCUGUCAGCAGUUUUCUCCUGCAUCCGUCUACAGUGCAGCAAGUUCUAUCAACGCUUCAGACGCUGUACGGAAGACCGGAGCAGAUUGUGCACAACCUUGUCGUCAAAGUUCGAGCUACACCCGCCCCCAAACCUGAGAGGCUGGAAACGUUGAUGCAGUUUGGAUUAACCGUGCAAAACUUGUGUGGUCACUUACAAGCGGUGGGGAUGGACAAUCACCUUUCUAACCCAAUCCUCCUACAAGAGCUAGUGGAUAAGCUGCCGGCGAAUAUCAAGUUUAACUGGGCGCUUCAUCAAGAGAAUCUGUCGGUAGUUGAUUUGAAAGCGUUCAGUGAAUAUAUGAGGAAAGUUACAGCUGCUACAAGCGGUGUUACGAGCUUUUCCUUCGCAGCGAAACCAACGAAAGACGAGAGACCUAGGGCUAAAGAUAAGGCGUUCGUGAACGCUCACGCGGCCCACGAACAAAAGGAUCCAGGUACAGCUGUCAACUCAUACGGAGAGAGGCGAGGGCAGAAUAAAAGCGGCAAAUACCGAUCAGGCGAUGCAACAAAUAGCUGUCCUGCGUGCGGCGCUCACGACCACACAGCAGCAAGCUGUGGGGCUUUCAAAAAGCUUUCGAUAGACGGACGGUGGAACUUCGUCAAGGAUAACAAACUGUGCCGUCGCUGUCUCGUAUCCCACACGCGCUGGCCAUGCGAAGGCGAGGUUUGUGGUAUCAAUAACUGCGAGAAACGUCAUCAUCGUUUACUGCACUCGGAGCCCAAGAAUCAGCCUGUUACCGAUGCCACUGUUACCAUCCACCGUCAGCCCGUAUCGUCGACGCUGUUCAAGAUUCUUCCGGUGACUUUGUACGGGAAAAGUGGAUCAGUGAACACGUUCGCUUUCCUAGACGACGGAUCGUCUGUCACAAUCAUUGAACAGACCAUAGCAGACAAACUAGGAGUAGACAGGCGACCGCAUUCUUUGUGCAUCCAUUGGACCAGUGGCAUAAAUAAGAAAAUUGCAACCAAGGAGCUAGAGGCGAUAAGAAUUUCGGAACCCGGAAGCAAUAUGCGCUUCAACCUGUCCGAAGUGUAUACCGUCGAAAACCUGGGACUACCGGAACAAUCGUUGGACGCUGUAGAGUUGUCGAAGGAGUUUUCCCAUUUGCGGCAUCUACCAGUCAGGAGUUAUCGAGGGGCCGUUCCUAGACUGCUGAUUGGAUUAAGCAACUCACAUCUGCUGACGACAACCAAGCUUCGAGAAGGCCAAGAGCGGGAACCAAUCGCUGCGAAGACUCGCAUUGGUUGGGUUGUAUGUGGCUGCUUAGGAGGAAGAGAUACAAAUUUCCAGCACAGGCAAAUGCACAUAUGCGCCGAAAAGUCAGAUCAAGAAUUGCACGAUUACGUGCGUGAGUUUUUCUCAGUGGAGAGUCUCGGAGUUGCCGUAGCUCCAAACUUGGAGGGAAUUGAAGAUCAGCGAGCGCGCAGGAUUCUUGAGGAAACAACAGUUCGGACAGUAAGCGGGAAGUUCGAGACCGGGCUGCUUUGGAAAAAUGAUGUCAUAGAGUUCCCAGACAGUCGACCCAUGUCGGAGCGUCGAUUGAGAUGCCUUGAAAAGCGAUUGGAGAAGGACCCAAAGCUAUAUGACAGCGUACGGCAACAGAUAGCGGACUACAAGUUGAAAGGCUACAUCCACGUAGUGACAGAAGAAGAAAUGACCGAGUUCGACCCACGGCGUACGUGGUACCUUCCGCUGGGAGUUGUGUUGAAUCCAAACAAGCCAGGAAAAGUGAGAGUUAUUUGGGAUGCGGCUGCGAAAGUGGAAGGAGUGUCUUUGAAUUCGGUGCUCCUCAAAGGGCCUGAUCUGUUGACUCCGCAGCUGAACGUGACCUUCAAAUUUCGAGAACGCGAAGUGGCGUUUUCCGGCGACAUCCAAGAAAUGUUCUUGCAAGUCGGAAUCAGGAAGGAGGAUCGAAGUGCGCUUCUGUUUGUCUUUCGUAAUUCACCUAGUGAACCUUUCGUAACCAUGGCGUCUGACGUUGCCAUCUUCGGUGCAACAUGUUCUCCUGCACAGUCACAGUACGUGAAGAAUCGCAACGCAACUGAGAACGAACGAGACCAUCCAAGGGCAGCGGAAGCUAUCAAAAACAAGCAUUAUGUCGACGACUAUUUGGAUAGCGUUGACACCGAAGAAGAGGCCGUCGAACUAGCGUUAGAGGUAGCUGAAGUCCACCGGAAAGCAGGUUUCCAUAUUCGAAACUGGGUAUCGAAUCGACCCUCGGUUCUGGAAGCUAUAGGGGAAGUGAAUCCAACUACGGUUAAAAGCCUAUCGAUGAACAACCAGAGUGGCUUCGAGAGAGUACUUGGAAUUACGUGGCUUCCUGACGAAGAUUUAUUUUGCUUCACAGUCAGCCUUCAAAACGGACUGGAAAGUAAGAUCGCACCAACGAAACGGGCAAUGCUGAGCUACGUGAUGAAGAUCUACGAUCCGUUGGGGCUAGUCGGUUCACUAGUAGUUCAAGGAAAGAUACUACUGCAAGACGUCUGGAGAGCGAAGGUGGGUUGGGACGAAAAUAUACCCGAGAACCUAUUCGCACGUUGGAAGCUGUGGUUGCAGUCUUUAAAGGAGCUGGACAACGUCCGAAUCCCUCGGAGCUACUUUCCGGGAUACGAUCCUGCUUGUUAUGAAGCCCUUGAGCUGCACAUAUUCGUGGAUGGAAGUGAGCAAGCGUAUUCAUCGGUAGCGUACUUCCGCGUGCAGGAUCGAGGACAGACACGCUGUGCACUAGUUGCGUCCAAAACGAAGGUAGCUCCUCUACAGCUAACUUCCGUACCACGAUUGGAGUUGCAGGCUGCAGUGAUUGGCGCUCGUCUACGCAAGACUAUUCAGGAUGGUCAUUCGGUACAGAUAAAACGCACAUUUUUCUGGACCGACUCAAGUACCGUUGUUUCGUGGGUGAAAUCAGAUACUCGACGAUAUCGGCAGUACGUGGCGUUCAGAGUCAAUGAGAUCCUGAGCCUAUCGACGACGGAAGAGUGGCGUUGGUUAGGAACCAAAAUCAACGUUGCGGAUGAAGCCACCAAGUGGGGAAAGGGUCCGAACUGCAAGCCCGACAGCCGAUGGAUUCGUGGACCAGCGUUCCUGUACGACGACGAACAGGAUUGGCCAAAAGACAAGUUUCAAGUGACAGCGAAGGAUACCGAAGAAGAAUUGCGACCGAAAUACGUUUGCAGCCACUACUUAUCAUCUCCGAUCAUCGACGUGUCGCGAUUUUCGAAAUACGAGCGGUUAUUACGAUGCGUCGCGUAUGUUCACCGAUUCUGCGAGAAGCUUCUGCGAAGGAUCAGAAAAGUGACGAGUGAAAAAAAUGAGGACAUCAGCACCGAAGAUUUACAAAACAGACAACCGCUACCUAAAAGCAGUUCGUUAGCGAAUUUGCCACCUCUACUGGACGAGUACGGAUUGAUGCGUGUAGAUGGUAGAAUUGCAGCCGUGGAUUACGUGGAACACGAUACCAAAUUUCCGAUAAUUCUGCCCAAAGCGCAUUCGAUCACUAAUCUCCUACUGGACUGGUAUCACCGCAAGUUCCGGCAUGGGAACAACGAAACGAUAGUGAACGAAAUUCGCCAGCGGUUUUGCGUCCCCAAGCUCAGAACACAGAUUCGAUCUAUUAGUAAACGUUGCCAGUACUGCCGAGUGUACAAAUCUACACCUGUAGACCCAAAGAUGAGCCAAUUACCGCGAUGCCGUACAACACCAUUUCUCCGGCCCUUCACCUUUGUAGGAAUCGACUACUUUGGACCCUACCUUGUGAAAGUUGGACGCAGUGCAGUCAAGCGAGGAGCGCCACAAGAAGUCUAUACGGACAACGGCACAAACUUCAUAGGCGCUAGCAGGGAGUUGGAGAACGAGUUGCGAAAAAUCAACCACACUAUCGGCAGCACCUUUACGGACGCUAACACUAAAUGGCUCUUCAACCCUCCGGCAGCUCCACACAUGGGCGGAUGCUGGGAACGGAUGGUUCGCUCGGUAAAGACUGCACUCGGAACGUUGCCUGUAUCGCAGAAGAUGGACGAUGAGUCGUUCAUGACAUUACAGUGA